CCCCGGCGCUCCGCACCAUCACGUGGCCCCGGUAGCCUCGCUCCCUCUGCGCUCCGCCAUGGCUGCGGCGGCCGCUGCUUCGCUGCUCCUCUGCCUGCUCGGCUUGGCGCUGCCCGGUGGCGGUGCGCUGCACACCAAGGGCUCCGUUCCCCUGGACGCCAUCACCUUCUACAAGGUGGUUCCAAAGCAUAAGUUUGUGCUGGUGAAGUUUGAUACGCAAUACCCGUACGGCGAGAAACAAGAUGAGUUUAAAAAGCUGGCAGAGAGCUCAGGCUCCAGUGAUGAUCUGCUGGUGGCUGAAGUGGGGAUAUCAGAUUAUGGUGAUAAACUGAACACUGAGCUGGGAGAAAAGUACAAGUUGGAUAAGGAAAAAUUCCCCAUUUUUUACUUGUUUCAGGAUGGUGACUUUGACAAUCCUCUGCCUUACAGUGGCGAAAUCAAGGCUGGGGCUAUUCAGCGCUGGCUGAAGACCAAUGGCAUCUAUCUGGGGAUGCCAGGCUGCCUGAAAGAGUAUGAUCUGCUGGCCAGCAAGUUUGUGAGCACCAGUGAGAAAUCAGAGCGCCAGUCCCUCCUGAAGAAGGGGCAAGAGAGUUUAGUAAAAACGAAAGAAACCGAGAAAAAGUCAGCUGAGCAAUACUUGAAAAUUAUGAGCAAGAUACUGGAGCAGGGAGAAGAGUUUGCUGCUAAUGAAGUCGUCCGAAUCACAAAACUAAUUGAGAAGAACAAAAUGAGUGAUGGAAAAAAGGAGGAGCUCCAGAAAAGCCUCAAUAUCCUUGCUUCUUUCCUGAAGAAGAAUAGUGAAAAAGAUGAGCUCUAAUAUGGGGGAGAACUUUGUACAAGCUGUGAAACACUGUCAAGAGUCCUAACCAGUUCUCCUUAUGCAAGCAAACUUCCCGCUGUCUUCAAGAGAGCAGCAGAUUUCCUUCUGGUAUUCUCAGUUUUGAAGAUCAAGAGGAAGAUACUCCUGAAAACCACAGUAUUCUAAAUGUUGGAAAAUUCACCUUAAAGCAAGACGCCAGUAUUGUGUAAUAUUAUUCAGUAACAGUGUUAAAGUAAAAUGGAAAAAAAAAAAAAAAAAAAAGCACUAGAUUGGCCUGAAGCACAUUCCUGGUGGUUUUUAUAGCUGUUCCCCAGCAAACAAAUAAUAAAAUUCAGCCUCACAUUCCAUCUUACAUGUUGUAAAAGGUACAGUUCAGGUGCCCCUUGCAUUCCCAUCUUUUCCUGUUCUUAGAGCCUUUGGGUUUUGUGCUUUUUAAUCCCCCCUUUCUACUAUCUUUAGGAGCUUUCCCAAAAGCUCUCCUCUGAAUUGUGUUCUCCUUACCUGUUGUUGACUAAGAGACUCAGAGUUUCCUUUUUCUGCCUUCUCCUUCAGUGGCUCCUGUCUCUGUUUGGCUUGGGCAUCAGCCAAAUGCUGGCAGACAUAUCAAGACAGGUUCUCCACGUAUCAGAACUUGCUCCUCAUCUUCUGUCCGGAACAGCCAUUUCAGCAAAUGUUCUCCCAAAGUCAUUUGUUGUACCCUGACAGAGCGAGUGAUUUGAUCUUUGAGCAAGGGCAGAGCGUCCUUGAGGUGCUAUUAUGCUUAGGCUCGCCAGUUUCUACAAAAAAAAUGUGGUUCUUUUCAGUCCUUGAUGAGGUCAAUCUGGGUGAGUUUCCUUAUGGCUGAAGAGCACAUGUGAUACCUGUGUUUUCAUACCCUAGCUUCAUUUCCCAGGUUCACCAUAAAGAAGGGCGAGACCAAUGAGGAUGUCUGAAAGUCUCAAGCUAUGGCUAACAAAAUAUUUUCUCCAACUUUAUCUUCAGAAGCAAUUGACAGCAUCAAAUUAAAGCUCCAUCAGCAGUUGGUUUUAAAUGUUUUGAAAUGAGAAAGCAGGAAUACUCGUGCACUUAGGAGCCCCAUCUAUACUAUUUUAAUGGAGAUACCUGGACCAGGGAUCAAGUCAGUCUUCAAAACUUGAUGCUGCAUGUGCUGUUCACACUGUGUGGAUUUCAGAUGGUGGCCUGGAAGAUGUUGUGCUCCUGAUCAGGGUCAUAGAGAGCUGAAAAGAUAAAACACCUGAGCAUUUUACCUGAAGACGAUGCUCUGAGCUAAGCAAAACUGGUUUCUGUGGGAGCUUUGCUGCCUUUUGAAUCCUGCGGUGGGUACACGGGGCAGAUAUUGCUGCGAGAUAAAAUGUGUUAAAUAAUGCUAUAAUAAAAAAAGUUGGUUCCAGUUAA
Messenger RNA from Calypte anna (Anna's hummingbird), 2215 nucleotides. It is a transcript of the gene ERP29, whose product is annotated as endoplasmic reticulum protein 29. Lineage: Eukaryota; Metazoa; Chordata; Aves; Apodiformes; Trochilidae. The record is from RefSeq and is a predicted model, not a curated record. Gene Ontology annotation, cellular component: endoplasmic reticulum; endoplasmic reticulum lumen. The transcript is spliced from 3 exons. The coding region runs from base 59 to 817 and encodes 252 amino acids. Gene Ontology annotation, biological process: protein secretion.